Messenger RNA from Chaetomium globosum CBS 148.51, 1266 nucleotides. RefSeq lists its product as uncharacterized. Gene Ontology annotation, biological process: fatty acid beta-oxidation using acyl-CoA dehydrogenase; fatty-acyl-CoA biosynthetic process. The coding region runs from base 1 to 1266 and encodes 421 amino acids. The transcript is spliced from 4 exons. Gene Ontology annotation, cellular component: mitochondrial inner membrane. NCBI's taxonomy places the organism in Eukaryota, Fungi, Ascomycota, Sordariomycetes, Sordariales, Chaetomiaceae. Gene Ontology annotation, molecular function: glutaryl-CoA dehydrogenase activity; fatty-acyl-CoA binding; flavin adenine dinucleotide binding. The record is from RefSeq and is a predicted model, not a curated record.
AUGUCGCGGCUUCUUUCACGACGACUGCCUUUGCGGGCGCUGUUCCACGCUCGAUCCGUCCCAACUCUCAGAACAUAUGCUUCGACUUCUCCUAUCUCGCAGUUCAACUGGGAAGACCCAUUGGCUUCCAAGAACUUGUUGACAGAGGAGGAGCUGGCUAUCUCGGAAACGGCUGAGCGGUAUUGCCAGGAACAACUCUUGCCGCGAGUGCUUCAGGCGUACCGGGAUGAACAUUAUGAUCCCAAGAUCCUUGAGGAGAUGGGUAAGCUAGGGCUCCUCGGCGCCACCAUUGAUGGAUAUGGCUGCGCAGGCGUCUCGACUGUUGCUGGCGCGCUGAUCACCCGCGCGGUUGAGCGUGUCGACAGUGGUUAUAGAAGUAGCAUGUCUGUUCAGUCGUCCUUGGCCAUGGGGGCCAUCCACGAUUUUGGGUCGGCAGAGCAGAAGGAAAAAUAUCUCCCGGAAAUGGCCAAGGGCAAACUUAUUGGCGCCUUCGGCCUGACCGAGCCGAAUCACGGGAGCGACCCGGGUUCCAUGGAAGCCGUCGCGCGCGAGCACCCGCAAAAGAAGGGUUACUACCUGCUCACAGGAAUGACGGGCAAGAUUCGCGGCUUCCUCGUCGAUAGGAAGCAAUGCCCUGCCGGAACCGUCGAGACGCCUGCGAUCAAGAACAAGACGGGGCUCCGCGCAUCGAUUACCGGUAUGAUCCACCUCGAGGACUGCCCCAUACCCAAGGAGAACAUGUUCCCCGAGGUCGAGGGCCUCAAAGGACCGUUCACCUGCCUCAACAGCGCCAGAUACGGCAUCGCCCUCGGCGUCAUGGGUGCGUUGGAAGACUGUAUCGACAGGGCAAGGACGUACGCCCUCGAGCGGAAGCAGUUCAAGGGCAACCUGCUCGCCAAGUACCAGCUGAUCCAGAAGAAACUAGCCGACGCGGCAACCGACGCUGCCUACGGCACCCUGGCAGCCAUCCAGGUCGGCCGGCUGAAGGACCAAGGGAAGGCGACCCCCGAGAUGAUCAGCAUGAUCAAGCGCCAGAACUGCGACAGGGCUCUCCAUAACUCGAGGGUGUUACAGGAGAUAUUUGGUGGAAACGCUGUCAGCGACGAGUACAUGAUCGAUGGUGAUCUAACCCGAGGCAGGUCUGAUUCUCGGGCGGGCCAUUACUGGGGUCCAGGCCUUUGUGUAGGGAGAUAUUUGGUGCUCCGAAGCUACGUUCCGAGGUGGGCAUAUAUCCAAUCACAAUACCGGAUGCCCGGCAUUGCCUAA